Brassica rapa (field mustard) is the source of this 2040-nucleotide messenger RNA. Its product is annotated as cytosolic sulfotransferase 4-like. Gene Ontology annotation, molecular function: sulfotransferase activity. The record is from RefSeq and is a predicted model, not a curated record. Lineage: Eukaryota; Viridiplantae; Streptophyta; Magnoliopsida; Brassicales; Brassicaceae.
AUGGAUACCUUAAACACAUCUUUUCGUAACACUAAGUCAAGAACCAACAUAAGAAAUGAUCCGAAAGAGCUGCCGAGCAACAUAAGAGACGACAAGAAAAGCGAAGAAACCAAGAAGUUAAUCUCUUCGCUUCCUUCACACACAGAUUCCCAAGGGCACAAGAUCUGUCAAUAUCAAGGAUGUUGGUAUUAUUACAACACCCUCCAAGGUGUUCUCAAUUUCCAGAGAGGUUUUCAACCGCAAGACACGGAUAUUAUCCUUGCUUCUUACCCAAAAUCAGGUACUACUUGGCUCAAGGCCCUCACUGUCGCCCUCCUUGAGAGAUCAAAGAGCCAUUCUUCUUAUGAUGAUCAUCCUCUACUAUAUGAUAAUCCUCAUGGCAUUGUACCAUUCUUGGAGACCUACCAGUGCUCAAGUUCUAACUUAGCCAAGUUCUCGGCAUCUCCGAGGCUGCUCUCGACACACAUGCCACUGCAUGCGAUGCACGAAACUCUCAAGCACUGUUCUUGCAAGAUUGUGUACGUGUGCAGGGACGUGAAGGACACAUUGAUCUCGUGGUUGUUUUUUGGCUGUGCUGUUCAUAAAAUAGAACCAACCAAAAGCCUUCUCGUGUCUAUGUUAGAAAGAUUCUGCAACGGAACUAUCUUUUAUGGACCUUUUUGGGAACAUCUCUUGGGCUAUUAGAGAAGAAGCUUGGAAGACCCCAAACAUGUCCUUUUCAUGAGGUACGAGGAAAUGAAAGCAGAGCCUCAUGAACAGAUCAAGAGACUUGCCGACUUCUUGGGUUUUCCUUUACUAAGUAAGAAGAAGAUAGUGGACAGUUUGGAGAUUAACAAAACGGGAAAAAGAAACAACUUGAAUCACAAGGAUUAUUUCCGUAAAGGGGAAGUCGGUGACUCGAAGAAUUAUCUUACGCCUGAAAUGGAGAAAAAGAUAGACAUGAUCAUCCAAGAAAAAUUGCAAGGUUCUGGUUUGAAAUUCUAGAGUUGUAUCGUUUGUGUUUCCUUUGAUGCAGAAUAAUAAGAGAGUAGCUCCCGUUUAAUGUUCCUUAAUAAUUUUUGUUAACUUCAAUGCCAAUUCCCUUCUAAGAAAAAUUACUUUUUAUCGAGUGAAACACAAUUUUCUGUUGCUUUUAGUCAGUCUCUCAUUCAUGCUUAUUGUUAUGUCUUCUAUAAUUGGUUAUUUUUUAAAUCUCCCUUUAAUAUUUUUAAAAUUUGAAUACUACUUCAUAUUUCUUUUUUUUUUUGGAAACUGUUAUUGUAUACCUAACCUAAAUAUAAAGUAAAGAUUAUAUAACUCAUAAAUCAUGUGGGAACUCUAGCUGUAAUGGAUACUUAAAGGAAAUCAAUUGAUUCGAAUCAUUUUUACUAUUAUACACCAACUAACCCACAUAUUUAAAUAUUUUUCUUCAAAAAUAUAUAAUAUUCAGUUUAUUAAAUAUUUAUCUUUUUUUCAAAUUAAAUAUUUAUCUUAAAAGGAAUUAAUGACUGAAAGUCAUCUUAGGGCAUCUCCAUCCCUACUCCAUUUUUUUCUCUAAAAUGGAGUAAAAGUGAUUAUGGAGUAAAGAAUGCUCCAACCCAACCCUAUAUCUCACUCCAUAAUGAAGUUUACUCCAUAAAUGGAGUAAUCUAUUUUUUGUUUGUUCAUCACUCCAUUAUAGAGUGGGAAUUGGAGUAGGAUUGGAGCAAUUUUACUCCAUUUUCACUUUUACUCCAUUUUAGAGGAAAAAAUGGUGUUUUACAUUGGAGAUGCUCUUAGUCCAGUGGUUUGACUAAGAGUUCAUUAAUGCUUCCACGCCAAGAAGUCUACGGUUCAAACCCCAGAAAACGCAAAUUAUGCAGAUCAUGGAGAAAAAGGGUUAAAAAAGAGGUGUUCAGCAUGGUGCAAGGGCGUAUCAUCGAACAUGGAUCUCAUAGGACGAUUCGGAGCGAUGCAGUCAGACAUGCAUUCUCAUAUGAUGGUAGAAUUGUCGGCUGUAAAAUCGUCUAUGCAAUAUUUCUCAUCGUUGUAAUAGCAUAAUUAAUCAGACGUUAAAUUUUU